AUGUCUAUACCGUUUGAUUUUUUUGCUUCCAAAAAGACGCAAAAGCAAGAAUACACACAAUUGGAUCUGCUUGACAACUUCAUUCCCACCGCAGAACCAGCUGUGCACAAGAAGAAGGUCCAUGCUCCGGGAGAUGGCCAAGUCAUUACUAUUGAAGGCAUCCGCAUCGAUUUUCCUCUCAAGCCCUAUGCUGCUCAGAUUCAAAUGAUGACAAGAAUUAUACAUGCUCUCAAUACGGAGGAAAAUGCAUUACUAGAGAGUCCAACAGGUUCCGGCAAAUCACUUGCAUUGUUAUGUGCUGCGCUAGCAUGGAGAGAGAAUCAAGAAAAGCUAAGAGCAGCAGAAAUGUUAAAAGUACAACAACAAGUACCCGAAAAACGGCAAAUUACUGAUGAGCCUGAAACAAGCCAAGGGCCUAGUAAAAAAGUGAGAACACGCUUGGCAUCACCGCCGUCAUUUUGCAGUGAUGAGGAUUUUCAGCAACCUUUGGUAAAGAGAUUCGUAGCAGAAGUAGUCGACCCAGACGAGGAAAAAUCACAACCAUCAACUCCAGACUUAGCUAGCAUGGACGAAGCCAAGAGGAUGAAAUACGAAACUUACAAAGCAGUGCCUAGAAUCUUUGUUGGUAGCAGAACACACAAGCAGAUUACUCAGCUUGUUGCUGAAUUGAAAAGCAAUACAAGAUAUAGCCCUCGCACCACUAUUCUGGGCAGUCGAGAUCAUCUAUGCAUUCAUCCAAAGGUGUCAAAAUCCAACAACAAGACAGACGAUUGUACAGCACUGCUAGAUGAAAACAGAUGCGGCUAUUCGCAUAAAACCCAAAAGCUUCUCAACCAUUCAUCACUUAAAGCAGAGAAUCGCAUCUGGGAUAUUGAAGACAUGGUUCAGUUGGGUAAAAAAGUGCGAGGAUGUCCAUACUAUGCUGCAAGAAAGUUAUACGAAGGCGCGGAGGUCAUAUUUUGUCCCUACAACUACAUCAUUGAUCCAGUCAUUCGCAAAAUUCUAGACAUUAAUCUCAAAAACAGCAUUGUGAUUCUCGACGAAGCGCAUAACAUUGAAGAUGCAUCCCGAGGUGCUGGAUCACUCAAUAUAGACGAAAAUAUGUUGGAGGUCUUGCUGAAAGAACUGAAACUCACGACUCGAUUUGGAGGCGAAAAGGAAGCGCACAGUCAAAUGGACACUAUCAUAAGCGGCCUGUAUGAGGCAAUGAAAUCAGAAGACAUCAACUAUGUAGUGAAGGAGUAUGAAAGACAAUCAUGCCACUUUACAGGGCUGGAACUUUUGCAUACACUGGAUGAAAUGAACAUAAACAGCAAUACAUUUGCAACUGACAUAUUGCCGGCAUACAGAAAGAUAGCGUCUCAUGCCGAGGCAGUACGAAAAGCAAAGGAAAGCAAAGCGACUCAAUAUGAUGACUAUGAAAUGGAAGAGAUCGAUGGCUUAUCGUCGCAAGUUGUUCAUGCGCAAGGCACUCGUGCUGUCAGUAAUGGUAGUUUGACUGUAUUGCAAGGCUUGGUUACAGUCCUUGGAUUUAUAUUUGAGCCUGAUCAGUCAAAUGCCAAAGACUAUCAACUGGUGUUUAUGAAAGCAAUGAAGAGAGCAGCGGCAAAUUCAAAUAAGCGGCGCAAACGAUUUCAGGAUCCAGCCAAACAGUCUUUAUGGGUGCAUAAAAUUGCCUUUUGGUGUUUAAAUCCUGGCAUCAUUUUUGGUGAUAUGUGUAAAGAAACUCGGUCUGUCAUUUUGACCAGUGGUACAUUAUCACCUCUAAACACGUUUGCAUCCGAACUCGGUGUCCCAUUCGCCGGAAGAUUAGAAGCGAACCAUGUUAUCAAGCCAUCUCAAAUUUGGGUCAGUUCGAUUCCUCAUGGGCCAAAUCGUAUUCCACUGAAAUGUGUGUAUUCCAAUAUGGAGUCUUUAGCCUUCCAAGAUGAAGUCGGUGAAACUCUUUGUGACAUUAUCGAGCGAGUGCCUUAUGGUGUACUUGUCUUUAUGCCGUCUUACAAAGCUUUGGAUUUGUUUAUGGACAGAUGGAAUAAUACGGGCGUCAUGGAUCGUUUGAAAGCCAAGAAACUUGUUCUGUCGGAACCUAAAGGCAGUGACAAGAAGGAAUUUGAAGCGGUAUUGAACACAUUUUAUGAACAGAUCGAUGCGGUAGAAGCAAAUAUUGACGAGGAAAACCGAGAUGGUGCUCUCUUCUUUGCUGUAUUCAGAGGAAAAGUGAGUGAAGGUAUCGACUUUAGCGACAAUUACUGCCGUGCUGUAGUGACAUUGGGUAUUCCUUUCCCUGGAUUCAAAGACCUAGAGGUCAAUUUGAAGAGAGACUACAACAACAGAAUGAAAUCGCAAUCAAGUGGUGAAAAUUUGCUGUCUGGGACGGAAUGGUACGAGGCUCAAGCCUAUCGAGCAAUCAAUCAGGCAUUAGGAAGAUGUAUCAGACAUAAAAAUGAUUGGGGAGCUAUCAUACUGCUGGAAGAACGGUUCAACAAAAGAAGCAUAGUGGACAACCUCUCUAAAUGGGUCAAGGGUCAAUACAAGCAGCCAGUUGGAUACAGGGAUUCGAUUGCAAAUCUGGGGCAAUUCAUCCAUCGACAAGUAGAAGAAGAUAGAAAGAAAGCAGAGGAAGAAAGAGAGAAAAGGCGGCUUGAGGAUGAAAAGGCAAUCAAGAUCGAAAGUCAAAGCUUCACCGCAGACGCAAAUCCAUUCACGAUUCACAGCUCACAGUCGUUCGAAGAGGAGAUUGUCACCAUUAAAGAGGAAGGCAAGGAUGAUUAUUUAGUCACCAACGAGAAGCAUGAAAAGGAGCAGUCAACUACCUCAACAUUCAGUAAAUACUUUAACCAACAUCAAAAGACGACACCAUCACAGAGCAUUGAAAAUACCCAUGACCCAUUAGACAGCUCAGUGCCCCUUUCUGGCCCAGCUUCUGUUACAAGCGAAAGCGAAACAAUGCUCCAUCUAUACCCUGUAAAAGAAGAGGAAUGCCAUGUCCAAGUUAACGAUGAUUAUCAGACCUACUCUCCCCAAGAUGACGCUGUUGAAGCUGCUGAGCACGAUUUCAAGCUUGACGACGAUGAUUUGAUGCCACCACCUCAAUUGCCUAGUGCAAAGUAUGAGCCACAAGACAUACUUCAUGGUAACAAUUUCAAUGACACUCACUCUUCAGCAAAAGAGACAAGCUCUAUUCAUUUUGCAUGCCCAAAAUGUAACAGGCGGCUUUUACAAGGUAGUCAUGAAGAAAUUGAGUUGGUUGAAGUGCGUGAUUUAGAGUGUAUUAAGGAUUAUACUGGCAACCAAUGCAAAGUGCAAGAAAUUCGGAAUCCUAGCCGUUGGGAGGCUGCAUCACAUCUAUUAGGCGGUCCACUGGACAUACGUUCCUUGCCAUCACGUGGAAGUGUUUUAUACGACAGAGUGGAUGAUGUGUGCUUUCGAUUCAUUUCAUGCGCGUGUGAUCCUUUGGCUGAAUUGGGCAUAGUAGUCUGUUUGGCUGCAAAUCCUGCAAAAAUGCAUCAUAUCGGAAAAGUCUAUCUCUGGGGAUUCCAAAAAGAUGACAAAUUAGCACCGUUGAAGGUUGAUUCAUACAAUUCUGACAAUCUGGACGUCCAAAUCCCAAACUCUCAAUAUUCUUCGGCAAAUGAUAUAUUCUACAAUCUAUGA
Mucor velutinosus is the source of this 3654-nucleotide messenger RNA. RefSeq lists its product as uncharacterized. Lineage: Eukaryota; Fungi; Mucoromycota; Mucoromycetes; Mucorales; Mucoraceae. The transcript has 19 exons. The coding region runs from base 1 to 3654 and encodes 1217 amino acids. Gene Ontology annotation, molecular function: DNA helicase activity; ATP binding; DNA binding. The record is from RefSeq and is a predicted model, not a curated record. Gene Ontology annotation, biological process: nucleotide-excision repair; double-strand break repair involved in meiotic recombination. Gene Ontology annotation, cellular component: nucleus.